GGCAGGCAGGCAGGCAGGCAGGCAGGCGGGGCACAGAGCCUGGCCGCCCUCACCCGGAGCGGCGCCCACCGGAGUCGGACGCCGCUUAGCCCCGAGGACAAGCGGAGACCCAGGAAGCUGGUGCGCUGUUGGCGCCCGCCAGCGACCGAAACUGAAAGAUGCCGGUCCGCAGGGGCCACGUCGCUCCCCAGAACACUUACCUGGACACCAUCAUCCGCAAGUUCGAGGGCCAGAGUCGGAAGUUCCUCAUUGCCAAUGCUCAGAUGGAGAACUGCGCCAUCAUUUACUGCAACGACGGCUUCUGCGAGCUCUUUGGCUACUCCAGGAUGGAGGUGAUGCAGCGCCCCUGCACCUGCGACUUCCUCACGGGCCCCAACACUCCCCGCAGCGCUGUGUCCCGCCUGGCGCAGGCCCUGCUGGGGGCUGAGGAAUGCAAGGUGGACAUCCUCUACUACCGCAAGGAUGCCCCAGCAGGUCAGAUCUUCAGAACCCCAGGCGCUCCCUCCUGCCCCCCAAAGGUCCACUGGGCUCCACCGGAGAGACAGAAGCCUAAUGUGCCAACGGGCUCGGUGCCCAGCCUUGCCUCCAGCUUCCGCUGCCUAGUGGACGUGGUGCCUGUGAAGAAUGAGGACGGGGCUGUCAUCAUGUUCAUCCUCAACUUCGAGGACCUGGCGCAGCUCCUGGCCAAGAGCGGGAGCCGCAGCCUGUCCCAGCGUCUGCUGUCCCAGAGCUUCCUGGGCUCGGAGGGUUCUCAUGGCAGGCCAGGGGCGCAGGGGCCUGGCAAGGUCAAGGUCAAGUACAGGACCAUCAGCCAGAUCCCACAGUUCACACUCAACUUCGUGGAGUUCAACCUGGAGAAGCACCGCCCAGGCUCCAGCACAGAGAUUGAGAUCAUCGCGCCCCACAAAGUGCUGGAGAGGACACAGAACGUCACCGAGAAGGUCACGCAGGUGCUGUCCCUGGGAGCAGACGUGCUGCCGGAGUACAAGCUGCAGGCACCACGCCUCCACCGGGGGACCCUCCUGCACUACAGCCCCUUCAAGGCCGUGUGGGACUGGCUCAUCCUGCUGCUGGUCAUCUACACGGCCGUCUUCACCCCCUACUCGGCCGCCUUCCUGCUCAGUGACCAGGACGAGUCCCAGCAAGGGAACUGCAGCUACACCUGCAGCCCGCUGACCGUGGUGGACCUCAUCGUGGACAUCAUGUUCGUCGUGGACAUUGUCAUCAACUUCCGCACCACCUACGUCAACGCCAACGACGAGGUGGUCAGCCACCCCCGCCGCAUCGCCGUCCACUACUUCAAGGGCUGGUUCCUCAUCGACAUGGUGGCCGCCAUCCCCUUCGACCUCCUCAUCUUCCGCACCGGCUCUGACGAGACCACGACUCUGAUUGGGCUGCUGAAGACAGCACGGCUGCUUCGGCUGGUGCGUGUGGCCCGGAAGCUGGACCGCUACUCCGAGUAUGGAGCGGCCGUGCUUUUCCUGCUCAUGUGCACCUUCGCGCUCAUCGCCCACUGGCUGGCCUGCAUCUGGUACGCCAUCGGCAAAGUGGAGCGGCCCUACCUGCAGCCCAAGAUCGGCUGGCUGGACAGCCUGAGCGCACAGCUUGGCAAGCACUACAACGGCAGCGACCCAGCCUCGGGCCCCUCGGUGCAGGACAAGUACGUCACGGCCCUGUACUUCACCUUCAGCAGCCUCACCAGCGUGGGCUUCGGCAAUGUUUCGCCCAACACCAACUCUGAGAAGGUCUUCUCCAUCUGCGUCAUGCUCAUCGGCUCCCUCAUGUACGCCAGCAUCUUUGGCAACGUGUCUGCCAUCAUCCAGCGCCUGUACUCUGGCACCGCGCGCUUCCACACGCAGAUGCUGCGGGUGCGCGAGUUCAUCCGCUUCCACCAGAUCCCCAGCCCGCUGCGGCAGCGCCUGGAGGAGUGUUUCCAGCACACCUGGUCCUACACCAACGGCAUCGACAUGAACGCGGUGCUGAAGGGCUUCCCCGAGUGCCUGCAGGCGGACAUCUGCCUGCACCUGCACCGCGCGCUGCUGCAGCACUGCCCAGCCUUCCAGGGCGCCAGCAAGGGCUGCCUGCGCGCGCUGGCGGUCAAGUUCAAGACGGCGCACGCUCCGCCAGGGGACACGCUGGUGCAUAUCGGAGACGUGCUCUCCACGCUCUACUUCAUCUCCCGCGGCUCCAUCGAGAUCCUGCGCGACGACGUGGUGGUGGCCAUCCUAGGAAAGAAUGACAUCUUUGGGGAGCCCGUCAGCCUCCAUGCCCGGCCAGGCAAGUCCAGUGCAGAUGUUCGGGCCCUCACCUACUGUGACCUGCACAAGAUCCAGCAGACAGACCUGCUGGAGGUGCUGGACAUGUACCCGGCCUUCGCAGACAGCUUCUGGAGCAAGCUGGAAGUCACCUUCAACCUGCGGGAUGCAGGCGGGGGUCUCCAGUCAUCUCCUGAACAAGCUCCAGGUGACAAGACCCCCCAAAGCUUCCUGCUUAGUGACAACCGGUCAGCAGGCGAGUCUCCCUGCCUGAGCAUCUCAGAUGCAUCUGAUGUCUGGCCUGAGUUGCUGCAAGUACCCCCACGGCCAGGGCACAGCCCCCCACACCCUCAGGGAGACCCAGAUGGCUGGCCUCGGCAGCUAGGCUCCAGGCUAGAGCAGAUGCAAGCCCAGGUGAACAGGCUGGAGUCCCGCAUGACCUCAGACCUCAGCCUCAUCCUGCAGCUCCUUCAGCAGCCCCUGCCCCAGGGCCACGCCAGCUACAUUCUGGGAGGCCCUGCUUCCAAUGACCUGGCCUUAUUUCCUGCCUCCGUGGAGAUUCAGAGUCCAGGGGCGAGCCUGCCCAAGGAUGAUGGGUCCCCUACACAGACCCUGAGAUAUGGUGACUUCCUGAAGAGCAAGGACACUCCCUCCAGGACACCUCGCCUGGUCGUGGCCGUGGACACAUCUCUGACACUGUCAUCAGAGCAGCAGCAGCUGCAAGGGUUCCUGUCACCCCUGGCCUCACCUCUGUAUCCCCUGGGGGGACAGGGGCUGGUCUGUGGUUCCCGCUUUUCCUCCCUCCCGGAACACCUUGGCUCUGUCCCCAAGCAACAGGGUUUCCAGAGGCAUGGCUCAGAGCCUGGAGUGGCCAGGAGUUAGAGCCACUGAGCCAGAAAAGUAAGGAUUCCAAGGGGGGAAGUGGCCGCGGUGAGAGCUAAGGGCCUCGGGGAGACAGCCAGCCACCACCACAGGCCUCUGAAGACCUUUCAGCGUAACUACAAAUGCUACUGGGUGGCUCAAGAGGAGGUGGGUUGAAGGGGUUCAAAUUGUCCCAACUCCUGUGGGGCUGUUUAGUACAGACGUGAUGGAAUGUGGGGGUCAGGAGGUCAGCUACCCUCAAGUGUGGUGGAAGGGUCAGGGAAGAAAAGAGAAGCUUCUAGUCUCUUGUGUGAAUACCUCCUCAUCAAACUAUCCACAACCUCACAGCACAGCACCCAAGACUGGUCAGAUCUCCUGACGAGGGCCCAUCACCUAGCUGGAGAUGAAGAGGGGGGGUCUGUGGCAGACACCCAAGGCCAUAGAAUGCCAGCCUUCAACCAUCCCCUAACAGUUCUGUGCUGACUCUGGGGCCCUAGCAGGCAGCAGAGAUACACAGCUAAUAAAGUCUGCACAUUUCCUGUUGG
Molecule: messenger RNA, 3661 nt
Organism: Condylura cristata (star-nosed mole)
Lineage: Eukaryota; Metazoa; Chordata; Mammalia; Eulipotyphla; Talpidae
Gene: KCNH6
Product: potassium channel, voltage gated eag related subfamily H, member 6
Exons: 14
Coding region: 159-3137 (992 amino acids)
Biological process (GO): regulation of ventricular cardiac muscle cell membrane repolarization; regulation of heart rate by cardiac conduction; potassium ion transmembrane transport
Cellular component (GO): membrane
Molecular function (GO): inward rectifier potassium channel activity
Source: RefSeq, a predicted model, not a curated record